AGUUCUCUUCCAGUACCGGUAUUGUCACUCAACCUUGCGUUCAUAGUUCUUAAGUUUGUCUUUCGAAGAGCCUCCCCAUUCACCAGUGUCGUAUCGAUCUGUACCUGCUACGUUGUAGCCUUGUCUAUUCAACCCAACCUCAAAAGGCAGAUCCAACAUGUACUAUGAUACUGAGUGCGAGACAUGCGAUCGUAAGUUUGGUAGCCAGCAAGCUGCUCUACAACACAUGAACGCACUAGACCACUGGGGCCCACGUUACGAAUGCGACACAUGCGAUCGAGAGUUCUUCACUCAGCGAUCAGUGGACCAGCACAUGGACGAUACAGGACACCGAGAGCCUCAAUUCGAGUGCGAAACCUGUAGCAAAAGAUUCUAUACCCAAGAGUCCGCCAAUCAGCAUAUGGACGCUCGUAACCACCACAAGCGACACUACUGCCACGACUGUAGCAGAACCUUCCAAAGUGAGAAUGCCAUGAAGAUGCACCUCAAUUCGAGCACUCACCGCGGCAAGAACGUCGCGUGCCCCUUCUGCAAAGCAGCUUUGACCUCGGCCAGCGGCCUUUCACACCACCUUGAGACUGGAUCAUGCGCACAAGCUAAAAACGUCAACUACCGCACGAUUUUUCAGGCUAUUAGUCAGCGCGAUCCCAAUUGCUUAUUGACGAAUAAGCUGCUUACCUACCCGGACUCCGACAUACAGAAUAUCGCAACAAGUGCAACCUGGAAUGGCUCCAGCUUCGAAUGCUACCUCUGUCAUCGAGAGUAUGCUACCCUCCAAGCACUGAACCAACAUCUAAAGUCGCCGGCCCAUAGCGAGAAGCUUUAUCAUUGCCCAAAUCGCAGCUGUCACGGCCAGUUUCCACGUUUGGCUUCGCUUUUCAGUCACCUUGAAAGUGAAUGCUGCGACUAUGUACGAUUUGAGAAGGUUCAAAAGCAUGUUCAAAAUUUCAUCAUGGGCCGACAGAAGCUGGUCGGCUUUGCGUAG
This is a messenger RNA of Macroventuria anomochaeta, 985 nucleotides long. RefSeq lists its product as uncharacterized. The record is from RefSeq and is a predicted model, not a curated record. The transcript is spliced from 2 exons. Gene Ontology annotation, molecular function: DNA-binding transcription factor activity, RNA polymerase II-specific; RNA polymerase II transcription regulatory region sequence-specific DNA binding. Gene Ontology annotation, biological process: regulation of transcription by RNA polymerase II. Bases 158 to 985 code for a protein of 275 amino acids. NCBI's taxonomy places the organism in Eukaryota, Fungi, Ascomycota, Dothideomycetes, Pleosporales, Didymellaceae. Gene Ontology annotation, cellular component: nucleus.